Liolophura sinensis is the source of this 1904-nucleotide messenger RNA. RefSeq names its product ubiquinone/menaquinone biosynthesis C-methyltransferase UbiE-like. Gene Ontology annotation, biological process: ubiquinone biosynthetic process. Bases 1 to 1065 code for a protein of 354 amino acids. The record is from RefSeq and is a predicted model, not a curated record. NCBI's taxonomy places the organism in Eukaryota, Metazoa, Mollusca, Polyplacophora, Chitonida, Chitonidae. Gene Ontology annotation, molecular function: 2-methoxy-6-polyprenyl-1,4-benzoquinol methyltransferase activity. The transcript has 7 exons.
AUGGCGGCGCCCUGUAACCACGCUUUUCGAGUUGUUAAACAAACUUUGUGGAAAUCAAGGCUGUUGUCUACCUGUAACUCGACGGCUUCUCAGAACAUAACGACAUUUUUUGUUUCUAAGAAAUACCAAAGCACAGAUUCACAAGCAAGGAAGGAAACCCACUUUGGUUUUGAAAAUGUCCUUGAAGAAGAGAAAGAAGGAAAAGUUUAUGAAGUCUUUGAAAAUGUGGCAGAGAAGUAUGACCUGAUGAACGAUGCUAUGAGCGGAGGGAUUCACCGACUGUGGAAGGACUGUUUUGUGAGGAGACUUGGGCCAGUGCCUGGGUCAAAGCUGAUAGACGUGGCUGGAGGGACAGGUGAUAUUGCUUUUCGAUGCUUGGAUUAUAGUAAAUCUGAGAGUGAAUCAGAACAAGAGACAUCUGACGAGUUAGACUUUGAUAUACACAUACCCAGGGAAAUUCAAGCUAAGGUGUACGUGGACUCUGCUGAGAGGUUAAAUUCUUCUGAUGAAAGGGCAGACAAUACAGAGGAUACACCCUCAUGGCAGUCCGCAAAACAAGGACGGCACACCCAUGUAACGAUCUGUGAUAUCAACCAGGCUAUGUUAGAAGUCGGAAAGAAGAAAGCUAUGGAGCGGGGAUUUCAAGAAGGGAGAGAUGUUUCUUGGUUGCGUGGGAAUGCGGAAUGUUUGCCUCUGGAGGAUAACACAUUUGAUGGAUAUACCAUAGCAUUUGGUAUCCGCAAUGUCACGCAUAUUGAUAAGGUGCUUGACGAAGCCUACCGUGUCCUGAAACCAGGGGGAAGGUUUAUGUGUCUGGAAUUCAGUCAUGUGGAAAACCCAAUUUUAAGAAGCUUGUAUGACAGUUACUCAUUUCAAGUGAUCCCAGUGAUGGGACAGGUGAUAGCGCGGGACUGGAACUCUUAUCAGUACCUGGUGGAGAGUAUACGCAAAUUUCCAGACCAGGGAACAUUUGCUUCUAUGAUCAGGCAAGCUGGCUUCAGUAUGGUGACAUUUGAGAAUCUGACCUUUGGGGUGGCCGCAAUCCAUUCAGGAUUCAAGAUGUGAAACAUUUAGUAGUACACUAGACAAUGAAUGAGGAAAAGAGAAACCUGUGGCAGGUCAGGAUGCCAAAAGUCUUGGAGGAAAGCGACAAUAGCACGAGCAUUGCUUUGACCAAAGGCACUGACAUACUUUACCUUGGCCUUUCAUGAAAACCAGGUGUUGGUUACUGAUAUAUUUAUUUCAUUAUUGUUAAACGCCAUACUUGACAUUCUGCCCCAUAAGAUGGCCAUCAAGUUUUACCGAUGAAGUUGACUGGAGUAAACGACCAAACUUUCUUGCAAGAUGUAUCGAUAUGCACACCAUACAUGUAUCUGUAGGAUUUAAGUGGUUUUCUGCGAGUGUCAAGUCAAGGUCUCGCAUACAAUAUAAGCAUGGUAGUCUGCUGUCUCAGGCUGGGUUUGAACCCACACGUCGGAUAUCCUAGCCCUUGGAAGGCAAGCACCUUAAUCACUCACCCACGAGCAGCUGUUGAAGUAAAUAAUUAAAAACAUUUUCAAGUUCCAAGCUGACAAAUGUAGUGGAGUCCAUUUGCUCCAUAGGUUGCCCCACAAUGGGCUAAGACAAUUGAUGUGCAUGUUCAAAUGUAGCUUGUUGAGGUUUGGCUUUGUCAGGUUGGUCACUGUACAAGUGAAAUAUACUCUAAUACAGUGCUCAACAGAAGCCAGAUUAAUAUACUCGAACCGGUCACACGUGCGAAGGUCUGCCAGUAAUGUGCAGAUGGUCGUGGGUUUCUGCUGGGCUCUGCCCAGUUUUCUUUCACUAUAAUGCCGGCCAUCAUUGUAUAAGUGAAAUAUUCUUGAGUACGGAGUAAAACACCAAUGAAAUAAAUAAAUAUACUUGAA